Messenger RNA from Caenorhabditis angaria, 528 nucleotides. NCBI's taxonomy places the organism in Eukaryota, Metazoa, Nematoda, Chromadorea, Rhabditida, Rhabditidae. The record is from the annotation of a GenBank genome assembly.
AUGUAUGAUUUCAAGAAUUAUAUCGGUACAAUUCAACUCGUAAAAAAUGCCUGGUUUCUCAUCACAUUUUUCAAUUCGCUCUUCAUUCAACAAAAAUUCGAUCUAACUCCGAUGAUUAUCAUGGCUUCGGUGAGUUCAUCUUCUAAAUAAUUCAAAUAAUUAAAUUAAUUUCUUAGAUGUUGGUUGAACUCGCAAUGUUUUUCGAAAUCCAAAAAUACAAUUACAAGAUGCUUCUAUACUACGCCUUGUACCAAACUGCAUAUUUGUAUUGUUAUUUGCAAUCGAUCAAGGGAAAUUAUUUCGAAAUCAACAUUCAAUGUGCCUUGAUUUGUAAGUUUAUUCUAUUUCUUUAUGAUGAUUAGAAAAAUAAUUGUUAUUCCAGGUUUCCAAUCGUUGUUCAUCGCAAUCUGUUUCAUCCAAUUAUUCAACUGCGCAACAAAGGAAAUCAAGAAACAAGAAAUCAUUGAUCCAAAAACUGGAGACCUCGAUUACCCAAAAUUCUUCAAAUACCGUAACCUCAACUACUAA